Molecule: messenger RNA, 2253 nt
Organism: Branchiostoma belcheri (Belcher's lancelet)
Lineage: Eukaryota; Metazoa; Chordata; Leptocardii; Amphioxiformes; Branchiostomatidae
Product: metalloreductase STEAP3-like
Exons: 5
Coding region: 70-1545 (491 amino acids)
Biological process (GO): copper ion import
Cellular component (GO): endosome; plasma membrane
Molecular function (GO): cupric reductase (NADH) activity; ferric-chelate reductase (NADPH) activity
Source: RefSeq, a predicted model, not a curated record
ACGUUACACAACUGUCUGAUAACAACCAGGCGUUAGACGUGUGUUACACAAACUUUAUAUACAAACGAAAUGGAUACAAAAGUGGAGCAAAACGGAGGGUCUAUACCCAUGGAGCCAAAACGUGAUUUUAAAUCCGGGCAAGACGAAGGGAAGACGUCGGAGGCCUCGAAAGUUCCUGUGGCGAUUCUCGGCAGCGGAGACUACAGCCGGUCUCUGGCGGGCCGACUCGUGCGAUCGGGCUUUGCCGUGGUUGUGGGGAGCCGGGAUCCAGACCGCAACCGGCGCCUCUUUCCUCAGGGUGCAGAAGUGACGACCCGUCAGGCGGCCCUGUCCGGAGCCCGGUUGGUGUUCGUAGCCGUCCACCGGGAGAACUACCCCGACCUGCAGCAGGACAGGGACGCGCUGGCCGGCAAGAUACUCAUCGACGUCAGCAACAACACCAAGCUGAAGAAGGAUGGCGAGUCUAACGCGGAGUACCUCGCGCGGCUCCUGCCGGGUUCCACUGUGGUGAAGGGCUUCAACGUCGUCUCCGCCUGGUCUCUGGAGUCGGGCCUGUUCGGAGGAUCAAAGGAGGUUUUCAUCAGUAGCGAUGACGCCGAGGCCCGGAGGACCGUCAUGCAACUCGCGCAGGACAUGCGGUUCGCAGCGGUGGAUUAUGGGAGCCUGCGGGCGGCUCGCGAGAUCGAGGCUAUGCCCUUGAGGCUGCUGCCGUCCUGGCACCUGGCGCUCAAGAUGGUCCUGUGCGUGCUGACGUUCUACGUCCUGUGGAACGUCUAUCGCGGCGUGGUGUUCUACGCAGUCAAGUCCGGGGACAACUACGCGGCGCACAUCCCGAUACACCAGGUGAACAGAGCGCUAGGCGACACGGCCAUCACCACCCUAUGCCUGGUCUACACGCCAGGAGUUCUGGCCAGCUUUGCUCAACUCUACAACGGCACCAAGUACAAGCGUUUCCCGAACUGGCUCGACAAGUGGAUGCGUGCGCGCAAGCAGCUCGGCCUUCUGUGCCUCUUCAUCGCUUCCAUCCACGCCUGUCUCAGCGUCCUGGAGUGGAGCCCAGCUUACGGCUACGACCGCCUCUUCGAGAAGACCACCGUGAACGCCAACGGGGAUGUCGUGUACGGGAUGAUGCGAUGGAGCGGGGAGACUUUCCUCCUGUUCGGCACGCUGGCGCUCUUCCUCAUGGCGGUGCUCGGCGUGGCGUCCAUCCCCUCCGUCGGUAGCAGCAUGAACUGGCGAGAGUUCAACUUCGUGCAGUCCAAGCUCGGCUGGACGGUUUUUCUCUUCGCCGUCACGCACUGCUCGGUCUACGUCGCGGAGAUGUUCAUAGAGUCGUACCUGUUCACCAGCUACACCCCGCCGGCUUUCUACAUCGACCUGACCCUCUGUGCGGUUCUCCUGCUGCUGAAGAUUGUGACUCUGCUGCCGUGCGUCAGUUCUCGCGUGGACAGGAUCAGACGAGGCUGGGAGAGGAAAGCGCCCAAAGCCGGGAAGACCAACGCUGCGUACAGCAAGGAGGAUCCGGAAAUGACGUCGUACCUGUAGCGUAGUUUUCUUUCAUAACGAAGCCUUUUUUCAUAAAAGAAUGUAACAUUGAGUACACAUUACUUAUUGUCAUUGUCAUUAUUAAGCAGUGAAAUGAAACACGAGCCAAGGGUCCGUAGGACACAAUCCAACUUGACACUAAAUGGAACACACGUUCUGUUCAAAUUACGUCAGAUUGAACAUAAUUCGGUUGUAAAGAAGGUUGACGCUCUGUGCGGUUCUGCUGCUGCUGAAGAUUCUUACGCUGCUGCCGUGUGUCCGUUCUCGCGUGGACAGGAUCAGGCGAGGCUGGGAGAGGCACGUGCCGAAGACCGGGAAGAGCAACGGUGCCUACAAGGAGGAUCCCGAAAUGACGUCGUACCUGUAGCGUAGUUUCCUUUCAUAACGAAACCUUUUUUUUUGUCAUAAAAGAAUGUAACAUUGAGUACGCAUUAGUUAUUAAGCAUCUUAAACCUAGCGAAAUGAAACACGAGCCAGCUGGGGUCCGUAGGACACAAUCCAACUUGACUCUAAAUGGAACACGCGUUCUUUUCAAAUUACGUCAGACCUAACAUAAUUCGGUUCUAAAGAAAGUUAUUCCUCUGUGCGGUUCUGCUGCUGCUGAAGAUUGUUGCCCUCCUGCCUUGCGUCAGUUCUCGCGUGGACAGGAUCAGGCGAGGCUGGGAACGGAAGGGAACCAAAGCCCGGGGUUCCGGCGCCGCCACCAAU